CAGGUGCCAGUCACCGUAACCGGGGGAGCGAAUGCGGGGCUGCACGUUCCCGGUCCCUCCCAGCUUGGCUCCAGGUCUCAGGGUGCUGCCUGAAGCCAAGGUCUCCGCCGACUUUUGCAGAUUCUUCAGAGGAGACCCCUUCAGGCGCUCAGAACUUCAUCAUUCCGAAAAAGGAGAUCCACACAGUUCCAGACAUGGGCAAAUGGAAGCGUUCUCAGGCCUACGCUGACUACAUUGGAUUCAUCCUCACCCUCAACGAAGGCGUGAAGGGGAAGAAGCUGACCUUUGAGUACAGAGUCUCUGAGGCCAUUGAGAAGCUGGUGGCCCUUCUCAACACACUCGACAGGUGGAUUGAUGAGACCCCUCCGGUGGACCAGCCCUCUCGAUUUGGGAACAAGGCCUACAGGACCUGGUAUGCCAAGCUCGAUGAGGAAGCAGAAAACUUGGUAUCCACAGUCGUGCCCCCUCAGCUGGCCGCAGCCGUGCCUGAAGUGGCUGUCUACCUGAAGGAGUCUGUGGGGAACUCCACGCGCAUUGACUACGGCACAGGGCACGAGGCGGCCUUUGCUGCCUUCCUCUGCUGUCUCUGCAAGAUCGGGGUGCUCCGGGUGGACGACCAGAUAGCUAUUGUCUUCAAGGUGUUCAAUCGGUACCUGGAGGUUAUGAGGAAGCUCCAGAAAACAUACCGGAUGGAACCGGCUGGCAGCCAGGGUGUGUGGGGCCUGGAUGAUUUCCAGUUUCUGCCCUUCAUCUGGGGCAGUUCACAGCUAAUAGACCACCCGUACCUGGAGCCCAGGCACUUUGUGGACGAGAAGGCUGUGAACGAGAACCACAAGGACUAUAUGUUCCUGGAGUGUAUCCUGUUUAUCACUGAGAUGAAGACCGGCCCGUUUGCAGAGCACUCCAACCAGCUGUGGAACAUCAGCGCCGUCCCUUCCUGGUCCAAGGUGAACCAGGGCCUCAUCCGCAUGUAUAAGGCUGAGUGCCUGGAGAAGUUCCCUGUGAUCCAGCACUUCAAGUUCGGAAGCCUGCUGCCCAUUCAUCCUGUCACAUCUGGCUAGGAGGGGCCAAGCCACCAGCGCCAUCCAGGCCGGGGUUCCUGUGCCCUCCCUGACCCUGGCACGCCUCCUCCUGCCCCUCCCUCUGUUCUUCUGUUUGAUGAGAGGCUGUUGACUGGGUGGGUGGGUAAGUGGGGGCUUGAGGAGGGCUCAGAUCCCAAAGCUGAAGGACCCAAGUUGGGAGAAGUGACCAAAGUGUGGCCAGUUUCCUGACCUCCCCUGUGGUGGAUGGGCAAGAAAAAGGGACAGGAUCUGUUCCCCCACUCCUGCUCCCUGCCCCUCUCCUGCUUUACCUGUCCAGUCCCACUCGGAGGCAGGGGCUGAGGAGGCACUGUUUCCAUUGCUGUCUGGUCCAGCUCUUGGUGAGGCCUUUCUAGGGGUUGGGGUGGCUGCCCCACGCAGGGGUGGGUCACUCCUAAGCCAUGUAGUGAGGGCAUAUGGGUUGGAGGCUGAGGCUGGCAGGCAGCCAUGGGGUGGGCAGGGUGGGUGUUGGAGAGGCCUUGACUGUUCUAGCCAGUGAUCUUCCAGACUCCUCAGGCGGCCCCAGGGCUAGAGUGCACCUUUACCCAGAGCUCCGUCCUGGCUUUCUGUGCUCCGGCCCCUGACUUUGCCAGAUUUACUGUCCAUAGCUGCAUACCUCCACCCCCCACCCCCCACCCCACCCCGGGGCUGGCCCAGCUAUGGAAGCUGCCCUUUGGGUAGGCCCUGGACACCCGGGAGAGCCGUCUCAUUGGGUGGCCUGUCUUCCCAGAACUCUCCCCAGCAAGGAGCCGUGUCGAGAGACUGGUUGGCGGGGCGGGAGGCCUCGCUGUUGGGUCUGUGGAGAACCUGGAUUCAUUCCUCCAGCCUCUAGGGCCCGGCUGCCUCUGCCCCCCUCCUCACUGUACAGCUUCCCCCGAGCCCUGGGCUUCUGCCCUGCUCCUCUAGCAGGUUGAGUGGCCAGUGUGGGAGGCUGGAGAGGCUGCAGCCACACACUCCUCAUCCUCCCACCCCCUCACGGGAUGAGGUAAGCAACGGCCCCCAGGCCCAGGCACUGACUGGAGCAUGGGAAGGGCUGCCUGGCAGGCCCCCAAGGGUGGGGGUGCUGACAGCAGCUGGCCACGUCUCUCCUGGGGCUGUUCCUGGGCUGACUCUUACAGGCUUCCCUGCCCAGCCAGGCCUGCCCUUCUCCACAGCCCCCUCCCUGGUGUAGUCUACAGAACCUUCAGGGAGGGGGCACCGAGAAGCACAACCAAAGGCUUGAACCAGGACCAGCUAAUGGUCUGGGCAGAGGCUGGGACAGAAUUUUGAAGUCACAGAUGAAGUUUCCCAGGAGAGGCCCGGGGCCUGCCUCCCUCCCAGGGUUAGAUCACCACCCUCCUGGUUCCCAUGUGCCCCCCUGGGCCUGUAGCUCCUGCUCUUUUGUUGCUGUUUGGAUUAAAGCCUCUGUUUUGCACCUGU
Molecule: messenger RNA, 2498 nt
Organism: Ictidomys tridecemlineatus (thirteen-lined ground squirrel)
Lineage: Eukaryota; Metazoa; Chordata; Mammalia; Rodentia; Sciuridae
Gene: Ptpa
Product: protein phosphatase 2 phosphatase activator
Biological process (GO): mitotic spindle organization
Cellular component (GO): cytoplasm; protein phosphatase type 2A complex; nucleus
Molecular function (GO): protein tyrosine phosphatase activator activity; peptidyl-prolyl cis-trans isomerase activity
Source: RefSeq, a predicted model, not a curated record